Bemisia tabaci is the source of this 1772-nucleotide messenger RNA. The record is from RefSeq and is a predicted model, not a curated record. NCBI's taxonomy places the organism in Eukaryota, Metazoa, Arthropoda, Insecta, Hemiptera, Aleyrodidae.
ACUCCAACUCAUUUGCCUCCCAAACAGUCUUAUCUGAAUCGUAGGUACUCUUCCGUUGAGCUUUAUCGUUGCUAGUUGUCAAGCUUUUCAAAGCGCCCCGGCUAUUGGAUUUAUAACUCAAGCGGAUUCCGGAUCGCGAAUGUGCGUGUUUUACCGAAUCGCGGCUUUGCGGAGUUAGUGGAUAUAAUGUGUUUUUACACCGAAUUGGAUAAAUUUUGAAUUUAUUAACUUCACUAGACGAGAAUAUGUUCCCACACACGAUUAAAAAUGUCAGCCCAGACAUUCAUGAAAAGCUCUCGAAUCAUUUCAUAGGUGGGAAAGAUGGAUUUGUUCAAGUUGGAAAGGAGAAAUGGAUGCUGCCCGCAAAAUACGCCGAGCAGGCUGCCGGUUACUACAAUUUUCCUCCGAGGUCUGAUGAUGUUUGGAUAAUGACUUUUCCACGAUCAGGCACAACAUGGUGCCAAGAGCUGAUCUGGCUAAUGAAGAACGAUUUAGACUUCAAAAAAUCGUCAGAGAGCUUACUGUCGGAAAGGUCGCCGUUUUUUGAGCUUAGUUUCCUCUACAAUGAUGAUCUAAAGAAGCACUAUCUUGACUUGAACCAGGAUCCUACAAUCGUAAAGUACCUGAACUACAUAUGGACUCCCGGCUAUGAAUAUUGUGCCGAUUUACCAAGUCCACGAGUGAUCAAGACCCACAUGCCUUUCACUCUCCUCUCUCCAUCUUUGCUUGAAACUAGCAAAGUUAUUUACGUGGCACGGAACCCAAAAGAUGUGUUCAUCUCGUAUUAUCACCAUAACAAACUUGUCAAUAUUUUAUAUCACGGAUAUCGAGGUGACAUGCAAUCCUACUGGAAAUUUUUCAAGGAGGAGCUAGUUUGUUUCAGUCCAUACUGGGAACAUUUGCGACAAGCCUGGGCUCGACGCAAUCAUCCAAACAUGCUAUUUUUAUUUUACGAGCAUUUAUCGAGGGAUUUGCGUUUGGAGAUAAAGAGAAUCGCAAAGUUUCUGGACUUGCAGUAUUCCGAAGAACAAUUCCAGCAACUGGUUGAUCACUUAAAAAUCGAAAAUUUUCGACAGAAUGUGCCCGUUUGGCCAGAACUGAAAGGAAUUUUUGCUGAAAAUGAAGGAGACUUUAUUCGAGAAGGGAAAGUUGGCGGAGGCGAUCCAGAAAUGACCCCUGAGCUACUGGAGGAAAUAGAAAAGUGGACAGAAGCCAAUCUACAGGGUACAGACCUUAGAUUUCCAGUUAAGAGAUGACGUCACUCCUGUCUGCUCAAGAAGCGGAAAACAACAAUUGUAAAUGAAACUCAGCCUGAAGGAAUCAAGCUCCGCAGAGAGUACCAUUUUGGGGCUCACUAAGUCAAUAAGCUACACAAACUUUUUCUAACGAUAUUAUCACAAGAAUUCUCCUUUAUUUCAUUUAAGGUGACACAAGGGAACCGAACAAAAACUCAAAAUGCAACCAGCAAUACCCUCACCGAUUCCUGUGUUCGUUGUACCUUGAUAAUACGAUUCGAUUUGAUGCUCCUCACAUGUCCACAUUCUAGUGGGUUUUACCAGUGAUGAUUAACUUUUUGCUGCAAAGCAGUGAGCCAUAGGAGAAAAAUAGAUUUGACGGAAAGAAAGUCUAACACUUAUCAAUUUUGACAUUUAUUGCGAAUGCUCAUGACAGCCUUUAUGCAGUUAGUCUUAUCAGCCUGUUUUUUAUCAGAUUAACUGUUCUGUUAUCCAUCUCUAACAAUACAAGCCUAAACCAAAAAGCUUCAAGGAAAA